Parnassius apollo (apollo) is the source of this 321-nucleotide messenger RNA. The record is from the annotation of a GenBank genome assembly. NCBI's taxonomy places the organism in Eukaryota, Metazoa, Arthropoda, Insecta, Lepidoptera, Papilionidae.
AUGAAACUGUUCAUUGUUGCCGCUCUGUUCGUGGUCGCCGCCGUCGCCGCCCCGGUUAACCCUGACGCUGAUGCUCAGAUCCUCCGUUUCGACAAUGAAAACAUCGGUGUUGGCCCCUACGGCUUCGCCUUCGAAACCUCUAACGGGAUCGCCCAGAAUGAGCAAGGAGAGUUGAAGAACGCUGGCACUGAGAACGAAGCGAUGGAGGUCCGGGGACAGUACUCUUACCGUGGCGAUGACAACGUUGUCUACACUGUCACCUACAUCGCCAACGAGAAUGGAUUCCAGGCUGACGGCGCCCACAUACCCAAGGCCCAAUAA